CUACAGCCUUAGCCAACGCCCCGCACACUCACUCACUCACUCACUCUCUCAACGCUUCCCUGUCGCACUCGCUCCUGCUCUGCUACAGUCCGACACACACUUGGGAAGUUCAUGAAGACGCUCUAAAUCAAUAACUGCGUUUUUGUGAGAGUUUGCUGAUACGGGCACUAGGCUUCAUAAGAAGGCGUUAUUUCAUAGGAACACAUCUACAGAAUGGCAGAAACCGAGGGAAGUCCGUUCGGAGGCUGUUUGGAGAAAAUGAAGAGCUACGUGCGAACUCGGAAAGGAACGAUCCUGACCGCUGAAAUACUCCUCAGUUUCAUCAUCCUUAUCUGUUACGCCGCGUCAAUGUAUGGCGGGUAUUCAGCGGUCGCCAUCUGUGAGAUGGUCUUUGCCAUCAUCUUCUUCAUUGUCUUCAUGAUGGAGCUGGACAAACAGUUCCUGGUGGUGAAUUGGCUCUGGAGCGAUCUCAUCCGCGCUGCAAUCGGUGCAGCACUUUAUCUCAUUACCUCUCUGAUCUGUGUGAUCGGCGGAUCCGGGGACGGGGCUCGCAUCGCUGGCGGGGUGUUCGGUCUGGUGGCUGGGAUCUUGUUUACUUAUGAUUCCUACACAAUCUUCUUGGACAUCAAGAGCGGCAGACAGCAUACAGCUGCUUCCACAGGUCGCUGAAGGCCCUCUGUGGGACGUUUACGACUGACAUUUGGCAUUUGAGUCAAACAGUUACUCUGACAGAGACGCCAGUGGCAACACUGGUAUCUCCGCGAAAGCUAUGCCGUUUUACACGUCCGCUCCUAAUGUUGUGUAACCAUAACAACUUAACCUGACUAACUAUUCCCCAGUUAUUUAUUUUGCGUCUUCCUUUUUGUUUUCUCUCUGUUUUUUAACAGAUGACACCGUUUGAAACUACUUUCCUCACUACAACAUUAACAGCAACCAAAAUAAGGAGAACAAGUCUAAAAAUGGCAAAAGGAGUGAAUUCCUGAGAGUUAUCGCAAAGUUACCAUGAGAGAUGAAGACCAGAGGAAUGCAAAAGGGACAAAGCUUUACACAACACAAGAGGAUUAUGUAUAAAAGGGAUUAAAAAGAGAACUGUAAGAUUAAAGAAACCACUGUAUAUGAAGGCACAGAAAGCUGUUGGCAUCCAAGGAUCCAUUACCGUCGUCUUGGUCAGGUGGCUUUUGUUACCACAGUUUUUUUGUUGGCUUGGUCGGUUACAAAAGCAUGAUCACAACAUUUAAUAAGAGAUAAAACUGCGUCAGAUAAAACUGACGAUUUGUACACAAGUUACGAAAGAGAUUCAAAGUCAGUCCGUCUUCCCAUUCUCUACUAGAGAAAGACACAGUUUGACCAAGGGAUUUUAAACAGUCGUUAUUAUUAAGUUGUGUUGGAAACUUGAUUUAAUUCAGUCUCCUGCUGUUUUUUAUGAUGAAACAUGAAGGUUGCAUAAAUUUGUUAUGGUGUAAAAUUUCACUGUAAUUCAUAACUGUAGCUUAAAUUCUAAUAACUAUUGAUUGUUCUUCUGGUUUGUGCUUUAAAAAAGUUAGUCGUGUAAGGUUAAUCAAACAGGAUUUGAGUCGGAUAUAUCCAACUCAGGCGCGGUCAAGAAAAAGUCACACGUUUUAAACUGAAAAGGAGUGAAUAUCAACCCUGAUAUCUUCCAUGGUGGCACAGAUUUGUACUGUAAAAAGUUCUGAUGUCCAUGUGUUGGUACAAUAUGUUCAUUUUCAUUCAUCUUUUCUUACUUACUGCCAUUAAACCUGUUACCUCAAGAGUUGCUCAUUAUCUUGAUGCCAUAAGUAUUUUUUUUGUUAUUAUUCUAAUAAUAAACUGAUCACAAAUAUUAAUGUCUUCAUUUACAGUCUCUAUAGUUCAACCCUGCUGAGGAAGAAAUACUAAAACAGUUCUCACAGUUUGUCAACAUUCGCUCAUUCAAGAUUUCCAAGAAAAAAUAAUGAAUAAAUAUCUGUUCACUCAACUGUACCUUAAGACUUUUUUUUUUUUUUAAGUGCCUUAAAAGAGAUUAUUCAGAAGUAUUUGGACCUCCAGUUAUUCAAACGUGCUGUCAGAAGCUUCUCAUAAAUCUGCAGUUUUAGUAAGACUCUUAGUAAUUUUUAUAAUUUUUUUGGAAACCAUUUAUGACAUGUUUAAAUUGCUGUAACCAUUUAUGAAUUAUAUAUUCCAAAGUGCAAAGACUGCCUGAUUUUUCCUCUCAUGUCUGUAUUGUUUUUGCAAUCUCAGUUCUACCCCAAUAACUUCCUGAAAGCAUUUAUUUGUGAGAUGGUUGUGUAAAAAAUGAUAACCUCAGGAUGUUCUGAUCUUUUUAAACGGACACUUUUAAAGAAACACUUUAUUGGAUGUUUUUGGUUUUACAAGUACAGCUCGUGGAAAUAAGUCUGCAGGAUUUAUGUGUCUUUCUAACAGAUGUGGCUGGUAUUUCGAUAACAUUUAAUAAAAGGUUGUUAGAACGUGUUGAACUGCUA
This is a messenger RNA of Cyprinus carpio (common carp), 2480 nucleotides long. RefSeq names its product proteolipid protein 2b (gene plp2b). The record is from RefSeq and is a predicted model, not a curated record. NCBI's taxonomy places the organism in Eukaryota, Metazoa, Chordata, Actinopteri, Cypriniformes, Cyprinidae. Gene Ontology annotation, cellular component: membrane.